Molecule: messenger RNA, 975 nt
Organism: Symbiodinium sp. CCMP2456
Lineage: Eukaryota; Dinophyceae; Suessiales; Symbiodiniaceae
Source: the annotation of a GenBank genome assembly
AUGGGUAUGAAGGGCUUCUCCGACGAGUUUGAGUCGCCGGAGCACUACAUCAUCGAUAUCACCUACAAAAUUUGGGAGCAACGUGGAUUGCAGCUCAUCCGCGAUUGGUACAGCGAUGACUGUCCCGUCAAAACGCCGAUGUCCUCUUCGGUGGGCGUGGAGCCCGUCAUUUCCGGCACCCAGGCCACUUUAGACGAGUUCGAGGACCGGCACUUAUUAGCCGAUGACGUGAUCAUUGGAGAAUGGGACGAGGGCACCUUUUACUCCUCGCACCGUGUGCGUUCUCCUGCUCGGAAGUCGGGCGCCGGUCUCUUCGGUCCCGCGCCAAAGUCCCCUCAGCCCGUCACGAUGCUCACCUUUGCGGAUUGCAUCUGCAAGGCCAAUCAGAUUGUCGAUGAGUAUCUGGUUCGGGACAACUGUGGAAUCGCCAUUCAGUUGGGUAUCGAUCCUGCAGAACAAGCAAAGCGCAUGAUCGACAACGGCAAUCGAGAUGGAGCAAUGGCUGCGGAGGAUCUGGUCUCUCGCUGGAGCGGUGACUAUUUCGAGUGCGGCGAGGCUGCUUUGGCUGCGCCGGUGGUGGCCGCCUAUGAAAAGCGCUUUGGUGCACUCGAAGGUCUGGCGAGCUGGCAAGAGCACUACGAUCGCGCGGUGCGCUUUGAGGGUUCCGGUCAUCACUUGAGCUACGGCUUCGAGCGAAUGGCUCAGUGGGAUGCAGCCAGACUGCAAGGCCUCUCGGACCCCAAGUUCAAGGUGCACCACCUGAUCGUGAAGCAGACGGUGGGCAAACCCGUUCGUGUGGCCAUGCGCUGGUCUCUGACUGCAACUCAUGCUCAAGCUUCGAUGUUUGGAGAGGGCAGUGGUGCUCGGGUGGCCUUGUUAGGGGUCAGUCACUUUGAGCUGCGCGAUGGGAAGAUUCUCAACGAAUGGUGCAUUUUUGAUGAGCUGUCGCUCUACGCACAGCUGAUGCUGAAAUAA